Monoraphidium neglectum is the source of this 753-nucleotide messenger RNA. RefSeq lists its product as hypothetical. The transcript has a single exon. Bases 1 to 753 code for a protein of 250 amino acids. The record is from RefSeq and is a predicted model, not a curated record. Lineage: Eukaryota; Viridiplantae; Chlorophyta; Chlorophyceae; Sphaeropleales; Selenastraceae.
AUGGGUGCAACCGCGCCUGCGCGGGCCAGCCGCGAGUGGGGCAGCGGGUGGGGCGGGCCUGCUGGUCAGCAGGGGCGGCAAGCAAAGGCGGGCCAGCUGAAGCAGCCGUUGGGGACAAAAAGCGAGGCCGCCCCCAAGCCCGAGGCGCACAUGCAGCCGACGGCAGCCGCAGGCGGCCCGCCGCCGCCGCCGCCGCGCGCAAGCGCGGACGCCCCGCAGGAGCCGCGUGACUUGAUGCGCACUUGCAUCUCACGCUUCGCUGAGGAACCCGUGCUGCGUGAGAGGGCAGCGGCCAAAUACUCAGAUCUGCUGCAGCUCGAGCUCCAAGACGGGCAGCAGCGCGACACCGCUGGUGACGCCAUAUUGAGUGUGCUGGUCGAAGCCGACACACGCGUGCGCGCGGAGGGGCUUGCCUUGGCGAGCCAACGCGAGCGGCGGGUCUCGGCCGCAGUCCAGGCGGCCGAUGCAGCCGCCGCGCGUCUGCCGCCGCUGGGUGCGGACGCGCUGCACCUGGCCGCCGGGUACUCGGUUCUCCUCGGGUCCCCGGGCAGCUGCAUGCUCGCAUCGAUGCUGAUGGCGGAGGCGGCGCUGCUGCUGCAGCUGCAGGGCGCGGGGCUGGCGCCCGAUGGCCCAGUGCAGCUGAAGCACGAGUUCUACUGGGAGCGGCCCCCAAACCUCCUGAAUGUGGGUUCCUCACCGGAUGCUCGCCCGCGGUCAAGCAAGCCGCCCGGCCUGCCCCGUCCACUGCUCUGA